AUGUGGCCGUGGGUCCUCACCCGAGGCCGGGGGCUCAUCCCCUCCGUGUCCCCAGGCAGGUGGCAGUGGGGCUGGGACAGGAUAUGGGGCUGGAGCACGCCCAUCAGCUUGCUGGGUGAGGAGGUGGUGGCCCAGCUCUGCAAGCUCCUGGAUAAUGCCAUCUGGGGCUGGCGCAAGCUGGCUGAGGUGGCUGGGGCAGAGAAAUGCUUCAAAUGCAGUGUGGAGGAGUUGGAGAUGUGCUCGCUGAAGGUGCUGGAGCCCCGUGGCAGCCCCACACAGUGCCUCCUGCAGCUCCUGGCUGAGCGUGACUAUACCCUCAAGUACCUGCUGGGUUGCCUGGAGAGGAUGGGGCACACGCAGGCCUGCCAGGUCCUCAGCAGUGCUGUCCAGGACAUAAUCUGCAUCACAGUGCAGCCGCAGUCGCAGGUGGUGACGGAGGGGACGCAGGUGUCCCUGACCUGCUGGGCGACUAGCCCACCGGGGCUCAUGUACCAGUGCUUCUGUGGGAAGCGGGAGGUGCCUGGAGCCAUGGCCCCAGAGCUGGUGAUCGACACGGCUGCCCUGCUGGGCCAGCCUGAGUGGUACAUCUGCCGGGUGAACUGCGGGGCUGCCUUCACCUUCUCUAGGUGGGCCCGUGUCCAGGUGGAGAAGAGCAGCAGCCCCAGCUCAGUCCCCUCCCCAGCCAGCGGUUACCACCCAACCAUGGCGGGGCUGCAGAUCCUGCGGUAGCCAUGGCCAUGCUGUCUGACCGAGGGAGACACGCUGGUGCUGGAGUGCAGAGCCAUUGGCAACCCCCCACCCCAGUACCAGUGGUUCAGGAACCAGUGCCCCAUGGAUGGUGCACAGGCGCCCCAGCUCCAGGUGAAGCUGGUGAUGACAGCUGAGUGGGGAAGCUACUCCUGCCAUGUGUUCAACCUCUUCCAUGAGGUGUGGAGCCAGGAAGUGGACGUGGAGAUCGGCCCACGGCUCUUUGCCUCUGGUGGCCCCUGGCAGGAGGGGGAUGGAGGCUCCCCGGAGUGCAGCAGCCCUGGCCAGCUGUACACCACCGACAAAGUGGCCCUGCUGAUUGGCAACAUGCACUACCUGCACCAUAAGCAGCUGAAGGCGCCCAUGGUGGACAUGCACAUCCUCAGCACCCUCCUCCGCCAGCUUGACUUCAAGGUGGUCUCGCUGCUAGACCUGUGCAAGGCCAAGAUGCAGAUGGCUGUCAAUGAGUUCCUCCUCCUCCUUGACAAGGGCAUCUACGGUUUGCUCUGCUAUGCUAGGCACAGCUAUGAAAAUUUUGGCAACAACUUCAUGGUGCCCAUCGAUGUGCCCAGCUCCUACACGUCGGCCCGCUGCCUGUGUGUGCAGCGGGUGCUGCGGAGCAUGCAGCAGCGCCACACUGGCCUCAACAUCUUCCUGCUUGACAUGUGCUGCAAGAAGUGACCCAGCCCUGGCCACUGGCUUGGGGACAAGCUGCUGGGAGGUCCCGGCAUGGGGGUGCCUGGGGGGUGCUGGUUCGCCGGGGGAGCGGAGUGGGGCAUCCCCAGGUCUCAUCCAAACCCGUUGGCUUUGUCUGGAUGCCCCAAAGCAUCACUGCCCCAGUUGAGCUGGUAAACGCCACGAUGGGUGGGCAGAAGGGCACAGGGCAGCCCCCAGGGGUGAGUGUGGGGAAGCCACUCAUCGCCAAGCUCAACCUGCGGCUGGUGGCCUCCCCCUCGCCACCUGGCAGCCCCCUCUCUGCCUCCCCCCCAUGAGCUGGGGGGGUGGCAGGGAGCUCCUGGGUCAACAACCCCGAGGAGGACCUGAGCCCCGAGGUCCCCGGCUCCCAUGCCCUGUAGAGGGACAGCAUGGUCCCCCCUUGUCACCGCAGCCCCCUGGGGCCACGUCUGUCUUGCUGGGGGGCCGGGGACUGGAGGGGUCAUGCGCAGAGGUGGGUGCCAGGAGGGGCUGAGCACCAUCCUGGCCUGUGCCAGGGGAUGCAGGGCUGGCUGCAUGGCACGGCUAUGACCCCUGCUGCAGGGGACUGCCGCUCGGUACUGCCACGGCGGGUACUGGCAGUGCCAACCCCACAUCCCCUGGCAUGGCAGUGCCAGCCCUGUACGCCGGGACAGAGCCACUGCCAUGUGCCAGGACAUGGCCAGCCCCAUGUGUCCUGGUGUGGCAGUGCCAGCCCAUAUCCCAGUCUGUGCCAGCCCCAUGUGCCAGGACGCUGCCCGGUGGUCAGGGGACAGAGUGCCCAGACCCCACGGCUCAGCUGGCGCGAGGUGUUGUGCUAGGGAAUGGCUGGGUUCGUUCAGGCCUGAGAGAAAUAAGCAGAUUAGGGGGCAAAUCCUGUGGGAGGGGAUUAGAGGGGGUGGGAGCAGGAGGGCUCCUGCUCUGCCACAAGGGACUGGAAGAACCCCCCUGGUGCUCCCAGAGCUCCCAGUAGCACCCAGUCCUCCCAGGCACAGGGCUGUGCCGGCCCCAUCUGGGCAGUGGGUGAUUUCAGGACAGGAUUGGGAUCUAGGGGAGAAAAAAUUGCCUUUUUGCUUGGAUUUUUCCCAAAUGUGGCCCCACAUGCUGGGGGCCACAGAUGAUGUGGGGUACACUCCACCAGGUCUCAAGUGGGGAAAGCACCAAUAAAGAGGGAAGAGCAGGUGACCCGGCAGACCUAUGGCUUUCUUGCAUU
Phalacrocorax carbo (great cormorant) is the source of this 2653-nucleotide messenger RNA. The record is from RefSeq and is a predicted model, not a curated record. NCBI's taxonomy places the organism in Eukaryota, Metazoa, Chordata, Aves, Suliformes, Phalacrocoracidae.